CGCCGGCGCGGCGCGGAAGGAGAGCAUCGCGUUGCAUCACGUUGCGUCGCCUCUUCCUUCCAUCUCGUUCGCGGCCUCGAUGGAUCGACAGAUCGUUCGGCGGUAUCGAUCGGCGUACAGUCGAGUACAGUCUGUCAGAUUUAUUGGUCCUUGUCUCCGCGCGCGUUUCGCAGCACUCUCCUCCCACGGGAAUCUCGACGGCGACACGAGUUAUGCCAGCGCGACAAUUAUCGCGUUGCACGGCAUAUACGUAGCAACGUGCGUUACUCCGAUCGCCGAGUCCACAUCGUCGUCGUCGUCGUCGUCGUCGUCGUCGUCGUCGUCGUCAUCAUCGUCGUGUCGCAAGCUCGCAAUCGUCCCGCAGGCUCGUUUCUGUCCUCCCCGUUCUGCCCCGUUCCCCGCCCCUUUCAUCCCACCUGGAGAAUUACAACAAACCACGAGCCAUUUCGCUACCUCCUGGAUCCCCGAGGGCAGACGUGUCUCUCCUCAUGCAAUCCGCGAUGACGGAAACCAACGGGACCGCGAAUCUCAAUACAAAGAACGGCAACUUCAUCUGUGGCGUAGUGGAAGGUUUCUAUGGACGACCAUGGACCACCGAGCAACGAAAGGAUCUUUUUCAAAAGUUAAAGAAGUGGGGAAUGGAUUCUUACCUGUAUGCACCGAAAGACGAUUACAAACAUCGUGCAUAUUGGAGAGAUUUGUAUACAGUAGAGGAAGCUGAACAUCUGACUGGUUUAAUCACAGCUGCUAGGGAAUAUGGAAUAACUUUUUAUUAUGCUUUAUCUCCGGGAUUAGAUAUCACAUAUUCCAGUUCAAAAGAAGUCACUGCUUUGAAGAGGAAGCUGGAACAAGUCAGUCAAUUUAGUUGUACAGCAUUUGCAUUAUUAUUCGACGAUAUAGAGCCAGAAAUGAGUGAAGCUGAUAAAGAAAUAUUUCAAUCAUUUGCACAUGCUCAAGUUUCUGUUACAAACGAUAUUUUCCAACAUCUUGGCCAACCUCGUUUUCUUUUAUGCCCUACACAAUACUGCGCGACACGCGCUAUGCCAAAUGUCGCGUCUUCGGAGUAUCUCAAUACCCUUGGAAGCAAAUUAGCUCAAGAAAUUGAUAUAAUGUGGACUGGACCUAAAGUUAUAUCGAGACUUUUAACUGUCGAGUCCAUCGAAGAAAUCACAGAAGUGCUCAGGCGACCACCCGUUAUCUGGGAUAAUUUACAUGCCAAUGAUUAUGAUCAGAAGAGGGUGUUUCUUGGACCGUAUUCUGGUCGUUCUCCUGAUCUUAUACCUAAGCUUAGAGGAGUUUUAACUAAUCCUAAUUGCGAAUAUGGAGCGAAUUUUAUAGCAAUUCAUACAUUAGCUCAAUGGAGUAGAUGUAAUGUGGAUGGAAAGAGAGAUUUAAGUUUAAAUGAUACUGUAUCAGCAGACAUUAAACUAGAAACCGAAACUGAGGAUGGUGUUCUUGGCGAAGAUGUUCCUUCGACAUUAUCGCCAAAUAUGUAUCAUCCUCGACAUGCUCUGAAAAACGCAAUUAGCGAAUGGUUAUUAGAAUUUAAUAAGAAGAAAGCAGCUUGGGGAGUAAUAGCCAAGCCGCAACCGUGCGUCGCGCCUACGAUACCUAUCCCAAUAAUCCCUUCUGUGAAUACGUGCAUGAGUCUUACAUCAACGACAACAACUACGGUUUCUGCCACGCCUACGGGGGACAAUUCUAAUCAUCUUCAAGCAUUGGCCGAAGUUUGCUCGAGUGUAACAGCUAGCGAUAGUUUUGUGCAACCUCCAUCUGGACCUGUGAUGAAUUCCUUAGUGUCAGAUAUAAAAGUUGUUAGCGAGCCUGUCCUGACUACGUUAUCUACCAAUAUGAGUGGUGAACCACCCUCGACAGGAUUAUCUUCUAUAGAACCUAUGGACUGUAAUACGACACCAAACAAUUCGCCGGCGCACAUAGCAAAAAUUCCAGCGGAAGAUGACGCUAUGGUAGAUAACACUUCUACAUGCAGUGAAGCUUCUGGAAGUAUGCAAGUAGAAAUGGAUGGCACUUCUCCCACGGUCAAUGGCACGCAAAUGAUUAUAGAAAACGAUAGCGAGAAUCACGAGAGUUCCGAUAAUGCGGAUGCGGUAUCCCAGGAACCCGUGGAUAUCGAAAAACAACUUACACAUGAGGACUUAUCGCUUUUAUGCGAUCUAUUUUACUUACCAUUUGAGCAUGGAGGUCAAGGAAUUCAAUUAUUGCAAGAAUUUAAUUGGUUGAAAAGCAAUGCUCAUGUUGUUAUGAAGAAGUCUAAAGAAGAAGAAUCUGUGUCUGAAUCAGACAUUGAAGAAUGGCAUCUUCGUGCAGCUAAAUUGAAUGAUAUGUGUAAUGCGGUAAAUAGAUUAUUCCAAAGACUCACGUAUUGUAAUAAUCGUGAGUUAUUGUACGAUUUAUAUGCGUACGUAUGGGAUAUGAGAGGUGUUGUGUCUCUUCUAAAUAGUUACGUAAAAUGGCUAGCGUUUGGCAGAUUCCCAUCAACGAUGACAACGUUUACCCAGGGCAGCUACACAUGGUUCUCAAGUGGUUGGAAAGAAACAUUUAUGAGCGGGGAACAAGAGCCAUGGGUUUUUCGUGGUGGACUUACGGCUGAUUUGCAGAGAUUAAUUCCAGUCGAUAGUGGCAAUGAUUUAUUCGUCUAUAAAGCACCGGAAGUGCCCAGUAGUAAAAUAUAUACAAUUCGGCCAUAUUUACCAAGUGAUGAAGAAGCGGUUUAUGCAGUGUGUAAUCAAAUUAAUAAUUGUACGGUCUCAUCGGCUAUAGCAGACAGACUUAUCGGAGGUUUCCUAACAUUGAGUCCGGAAUUAUGUAUGGUUGUUGAGGAUGAAAAUGGCGUAGCGGGUUAUGCAGUAGCUACAUUAAAUGUAAAGUCAUACAAUCAGAAAAUGUCUGUUUCAUGGAUUCCUGAGCUGCGAAUGAAGUACCCCUUAGAUAAUAGCAUUAGCGAGUUGCCACAAAAUGUUCAGGAUGCCAUUCAGUACUUCCAUUCGUUUAUUCCGGAUGUAUCGGAACAAUUAUGCAGACAGCACCCAUCAAAACUUGCAUGUGCUAUAUUACCAAGUGUGACAGAUCAGUCUGUUUGUAAACGUUUAGUCACCUGCGUUCUUGCAGCUUUAAGAGCAAAUGGCUCUUUUGGAGUACACACGACAAUGUUAUUAACAGAUAAAGAAUCUCACGAAUUCUAUGGCAAGUUAGGAUUCGUUGAUUUGAAUCCAGCACAUGAAGAAUAUCCUGGAAUUAAAACUAUGUGUAGAAGUUUCUAACAAAGAAUUAACGCUCCCAUGAUCCUCGUCAACAAAGUAUACUUACUUGGACCAUCUCCUAAGAAAACGAUGCUUUCUUAGGAUAGCUUCUAAAACAUAGAGAUAGUAAUAAAAUUGAACGCCUUUAUUCAAGACCUUUUAAAAUGUAAGUAUAUGCAGUAUGUCAGCGCGAUAAAUUAAAAAGUAAGUGUACUUUUUUGAGAAUAUUCGCGACCGGAAACAUCAGUGUAAUACACAUUAUAUGCGAUAUAAUCUUUCUCAUAGUAUCGAAACCUUUAAGCGUAUUUGAUACAAAUGUAUACAUAUGUAUAUAUGUAU
Messenger RNA from Pogonomyrmex barbatus (red harvester ant), 3599 nucleotides. It is a transcript of the gene Oga, whose product is annotated as O-GlcNAcase. Gene Ontology annotation, molecular function: beta-N-acetylglucosaminidase activity. Lineage: Eukaryota; Metazoa; Arthropoda; Insecta; Hymenoptera; Formicidae. The record is from RefSeq and is a predicted model, not a curated record. Gene Ontology annotation, biological process: glycoprotein metabolic process.